UUGUUGCGCGACAUGGCGAAUCCCAGUGAUACUGGAGAUCGUCAAGUGAUACUGGCAACAGCUGGCUAUGACCACACUAUCCGAUUUUGGCAGGCUCACACAGGAAUUUGCCACAGGACAGUCCAACACCAAGAUUCUCAAGUGAAUUGUCUAGAAAUCACACCUGACAGACAUCUGCUAGCUGCAGCAGGUUAUCAACACAUUCGUAUGUAUGACAUCAACUCUAAUGAAGCCUCACCAGUUAUCAACUAUGAAGGAAUCUCAAGGAACGUGACGGCUGUGGGAUUCCAGGAGGAUGGAAAAUGGAUGUUCACUGGGGGGGAAGACUGCACAGCUAAGAUAUGGGAUCUCAGAAUGAGGAACUUGCAGUGCCAAAAAAUCUUUCAAGUCAAUGCGCCAGUCAACUGUGCCUGUCUACAUCCAAAUCAGGGAGAGCUCAUUGUCGGUGACCAGAGUGGAACAGUUCACAUAUGGGACUUGAGAAGUGGUCACAAUGAACAGCUGGUACCAGAGCCAGACUCGUCCAUCCAGCACCUCAGCAUUGACGCCGAAGCCACCCACAUGGCCGCCAUCAACAACAAGGGCAACUGCUACAUCUGGCGGGUCUCCCCUGGGAAGGAGGAUCCCAUCUCCCAACUCAUCCCCAAGACCAAGAUCCAAGCCCACAAGAAGUACGGCCUCAAGUGCAAGUUCAGCCCAGACUGCACGCUUCUUGCCACCACAUCAGCGGACCAGACCGUGAAGAUUUGGAAGACAGCAGACUUCACUCUCUUGACAACUCUCGCAGACUCGGUGCAGAGAUGGGUCUGGGACUGUGCGUUCUCGUCAGAUUCACUCUACAUAGUGACAGCCUCGUCGGACCACACAGCCAGGUUAUGGAGUGUCGAACAAGCUGAAGUCAAGCGUGAGUUUAAUGGACAUCAGAAGGCCAUCACAGCACUGGCGUUCUCUGAUGGGAUUUCAACAUGAGUGGAAUAAGCACAAGGUCUCUCUUGACUUGAGUGAAUUUGUCAAGAGACAGUGCCAGAGAUCUUUUUGUUGAAUACCCUUUGAGAGAAGAGGGCUAAUUCAAAAAUCAGAAAGGUACUUUGAUUAUUAGCACUGUGGAAGAUGAAUUUUAACAUGGACUUGAAAUCCCAAAGGAGAUUCACUCUACUUCAGCUGUACUUCUGAAAAUCAGAAACUUGUAAUUACUGUUGAAAGCCAUCAAAAUGUAAAAUUUACUACAUGCAAAGGCUUUUGGCUUGAUUUGUCCAACUGUUACAGCUUUUAUCACAACCAAUAAUUACAGCUGAAAGUAAUCUCCGAACUGAAGUCUGCCAUGCUAUUCAGUGUGUAAUACAUUGUAUGUACUGCAGUAGGUUGCAUGGCCCAUGCAUUGUGCACAUGACAGAGGUAACCCAAAAUUAACAUUUGAGGAUGUACAUGUAGUCACAAGAUUAUUGGCGUUAAUACUGAAGCAAACACUGAGGCCAUCUUUGUGAUUACACACUGUAGUUGAGAUUGGGGACAUAAACUCAUGUAUACGGUCGACCCAAUGCACAUUUAGAAAGGGUCAACAAAUUUCGCGCAUUAUGAUUGGCCAAAGUGUUGCAAACUCUUGGUGGCGCACUAUUGUGAAUUGCCCGUAUUGCACUAGCCUCUGGCCCCCUCCAACAAUUCUUCCAUCUUGUUAAUGUGAUUGGCCAAAUUUGCAAGUACAUGCACGUGCAGAAAUGCAGUUUGUUUUUGGAAAAGCCUGAAUAUUUGAGUACACUUGACUCUACAGCAUCUUGAUCAUGCAUAGGACACGAAUCUGUCCUAGCACAAUGGCUUGGAAUGAGCCACUUUGGUAUUCCAACAGCACAUGCCCAAAAUGAGGCACGUCUGAAUGACCUCAUCCUAGAUUUGUCUUGUCAGCGCGGCCCAAUGCAGACACAAAUUCCUGCUUUGUUCCUGAACCACCUUGUUUUUUGAAAUACCAAUAUGGCUCACUGUCUGUACUCCGUGUGAAGUUUGUGUCCUUGAUGUGCCUUAACACAGCCACGCCCAUGAAGAAGUAUGAACUAGUAACGACUGAAUGAAGCCAUGCUUUGACAUAUUUACCUGUACGAACCUCCAUGUAACCCUGACAGUAUAACAGAUGACUGCUUGAACAGUUUCACUCUAGAACUUGAUUAUUAUACAUUUUAAUACACGUACUGUACACUUCUGGAGCUGUUGGUUAACAUGCUCCAUCCAAGAUAAAUCCAUUUACAUGUAUAAUGUAAAUUUCAGUGUUCUUAAAUUUAUGUGUAAAUAGUAUCUUGAGAAUAAAGCGAAAGGUAAAUAAAUAUGAACUGAUCUUGAAGUGA
Molecule: messenger RNA, 2333 nt
Organism: Acanthaster planci (crown-of-thorns starfish)
Lineage: Eukaryota; Metazoa; Echinodermata; Asteroidea; Valvatida; Acanthasteridae
Product: target of rapamycin complex subunit lst8-like
Biological process (GO): regulation of actin cytoskeleton organization; TOR signaling
Cellular component (GO): TORC2 complex; TORC1 complex
Molecular function (GO): protein binding
Source: RefSeq, a predicted model, not a curated record